AAAUAAUUAUUUCAUAAUAGGAGUGAGUUAGAGCGCGAAAAUUUUAUCACCUGCAUGAAGCGAGAAUGUGAAGAUAUUUUGCAAGUAACGCGAAAAAGUGCAGAAAAACAUUUUCAAGAAUUGAUAAAACUAUACGAAACUGCUCGAGGAAAGUCGGAGAUGUUGGAGAAGCAGGUGAGCAUUCUUCAGCAGAAGAACAAAAAUAAACAGGAGAAAACCUUAGAGCUGGCAAAUCUUCUCGAGACUUUGGCACAGUUUAAUGUAAACGUUGAAUCAGUUUGUCAAAUCGUAGCCGAAGGUGCGUUUCAAUUGAAACACGAUUGCGUUUAUGUUGAAAAAAUGCGAAAAUUAAGACAACUCACUUGGGAAGAAAAGGAGAAUAAUAAUAAAUUUUCCGAACAGGAACAACUUCGUCUGCAAAAUUCAAUUUUGAAAGAAAUUGUCAAAAGUCUUAAGAAAAAGAAAGAGACCCAAGAAAAAUUCCAAAAGUUACAGAUAAAAUAUUCAGGAACAGAACAAAUUCCAGAAAAAGAUGAAUCUCCAAAGCAAAUAAAAUCUCUGAAUUUUCGUGAUUGUAAUUUACCAAAUUUACCAAAUGUCGUCGAGGAGGGAAAAAAAUCAAUUUCACAAUCUAAUCAAAAAAUAAAUUUUCUACCCGAACCCAUGAGAAUGGAUACAAUAAUUCAAAAUUCAAAUAAUAUCGAGAGGAAUACUAAAACAAUGAAAAAUAGAUCUAAAAUUUCGAAACAAAAUUCGAGAAAUGUAGAGAAAUCAUCGAUUAUUCCACAUAUGGAAAUAUUUCAGUCUCAUUACAAUGGGAUUCCAUAUGAAGAAUAUAUUUUUAAAUUCUCGAGAAAUGAAGAAAUGAAAGUAAAAUUUUUACUUGCUGUCAAUGAUUUGCCAUUAAAAAUUCAAUUUACAGAUGACGAAGCCGAAUAUGAGGAUGCAUCAAUGGAUAAGAUUUAUAUUUUUCUCAGGAAUAUUGAAAAAAUCGUUAAAAUGAAAAAUUGUGGCCUAAAUUGUGCAGUUCAAACUGCGAGAGUUAAAUUAGUUGAUAAUUAUUCUCAAACUAAAUUGACCAAUUCGUCAAAUUCAUUUUCUCGAUUAAACGUCGGCGCUACGGUAAAGGAAAAUAAUUUUGAUAAAUUUAAAAACAUCGACAAUAAUAAUAUU
This is a messenger RNA of Leptopilina heterotoma, 1173 nucleotides long. RefSeq names its product SWI5-dependent HO expression protein 3-like. The transcript is spliced from 4 exons. The annotation marks the transcript as partial. Lineage: Eukaryota; Metazoa; Arthropoda; Insecta; Hymenoptera; Figitidae. The record is from RefSeq and is a predicted model, not a curated record.